This is a messenger RNA of Drosophila kikkawai, 1314 nucleotides long. RefSeq names its product phospholipase A1 1. Lineage: Eukaryota; Metazoa; Arthropoda; Insecta; Diptera; Drosophilidae. Gene Ontology annotation, biological process: lipid catabolic process. Gene Ontology annotation, molecular function: lipase activity. The record is from RefSeq and is a predicted model, not a curated record.
GCAUUUUUGCAUUUAGGCUGAUUAAACACGACACUUUUAAUGAUCAACUGAAACACUGUCAUUUACUCAGUAUGGAUAGACCCAAAGGAGAGCAGCGUAUUAACGAUAUGCGGAUACUGUCGUCUCUGGUGAUCCUUAGCCUCGCACACUGGGGAACUGCUGGAAACACUACCGAGGAGGCAGACCACGGCAGAUCAACGGCAAGUUGGUGGGAGGCACUGCCUCGGCUGUUGACUGACGUUGUAACCAUGAAGGUAAACGUUCUCACGGCUGCUCCGCUCGAACUGGCCGCCAAUACACUCGAUGCUUUGUGUAAGGAUAGUCUUUCCCUGGAAAUUCCUCAUAUAUCAAAGAUAUUCCCAGGCUCCUCGACCUUGUUUCUUGGCAGCGUUCCAGAGCAGAUCUCGCCGGACAUCAGGAAAAUGCACUUCCAGUAUAUGACACCCUGUCAGAAUUAUAGUGUACCUCUGCUCGAGGCCUCCAAGCUCUGGCGGCAUUCGAGGUUCAGCAAAGGCCGCAAGGUGGUGAUCCUGGCCACUGGUUGGACCAACACGGUCAAUGAGUCCUCCGCCAUUGCCAUGAUCUCCAAGGCCUUUAUGUGUCGGGGUGAUGUGAACUUUGUGAUAGUGGAUGCUGCGGAUUAUGUGGACACCCUCUACUCCUGGUCGGCCCUCAACACGGAUGUAAUAGGCGAGCAUAUCGGCGUGGGUCUAACCCACUUGGUGGAACUUACCCCGUUGCGCAACAUUCAUUUGAUAGGCCAUUCCCUGGGAGCUCAUAUAAUGGGCACCGCCGGCCGGACAUUCAAGCGGCUGACUGGAAAGCUUAUACCCAGAAUAACAGGCCUGGAUCCCGCCAAGCCCUGCUUCAGGAGGGAGAAUAUACUGCCCGGACUGACGCGUGGUGAUGCCAAGCUGGUGGACAUAAUUCACACGAAUAUUGGCAUUCUGGCCAAGCGAGGACCGCUGGGGGAUGUGGAUUUCUAUCCGGGCGGAGCACAUCCCAUACAGCCGGGCUGCCUGACUAUUGGCUGCUCGCACACCCGAGCGGUGGAGUACUUUGCGGAGAGUGCGUAUCCCCAGCAGGAGAAGAACUUCAUGGGCACCAAAUGUGCUUCCUGGGAGAAGUUGCGGCGGCGGGAUUGCUCGGCCGGAAUCGUUUCCCCAAUGGGCUAUAGAAUAAAUCCGCAGGCUAGGGGCAUUUACUAUGUAGACGUCAAUGGCUGGCCACCUUUUGGACGAAAUUCCCAGCAGAAUAUUGAUCCCAGAUCCAGGACUUGCUAUUUGUGUGAGACGUGAAAUUAUAAUCGGGCUU